Molecule: messenger RNA, 3400 nt
Organism: Thalassophryne amazonica
Lineage: Eukaryota; Metazoa; Chordata; Actinopteri; Batrachoidiformes; Batrachoididae
Product: cyclic AMP-responsive element-binding protein 5-like
Exons: 9
Coding region: 1-1383 (460 amino acids)
Biological process (GO): regulation of transcription by RNA polymerase II
Molecular function (GO): DNA-binding transcription factor activity, RNA polymerase II-specific; cAMP response element binding
Source: RefSeq, a predicted model, not a curated record
AUGGUGACAAAGGCUAAUUUCAGGCAAUCAGGUAAGGGUCAACUGAAGAAUUACACGGGGUCAAAAUUAAAAGGCGCUCCGGCAGAAGAGGAGGAAAAGAGCAAACAGGAGACACUUUCCCACAAUGGGCCAUCCUGCUUGAACCAGCACCAUCUCAAACCCCAGCUUCAGCUCCAGCCUCAGCACACACAUCCCCAACCACCGCUGCACCAUCCCCAAACCCAACCCCUGCAGCACCCCCAGUCCCACGGCCCCGUGAUGGGCCCGAGCUGCAGUCUGGCCGUGCAGCAAACUCUGUCCUCUUCCCAGUCUGGAUCGGUCAUCACUCAAGCGCCUUCAACCCUGACUCAUGCAGGGCCAGUUCCUGGACCGCUGUCCUCCCUCCUCCACAUGCAGAACAGACAUAGACAUCCGCUACCAGCCUCCUUGCCUGGAACCCUGCCAGAUCCCGCCAUGCAAGGAGCAUCUGCUCAGCACAUGUUCGUAAAGCAGAUGCCUUGUAUAAUGGGAAUACCAGCCCCCAUCCACAACCUCUCCUGUUCCUCGCCUCAGAGAUCCAAACAAGUGAUGGGUCCCAAUUACCAAAACCACCACUCAGGAAUGGUCACCCUCGGAAACCCCAUGGCAUCCAUGGGUCACAUCAUGGACAUGAUGUCACAACGCCACCAGGCACCUCCAUUGCAACACCACCAUCAUGCCCAUCACCAUCAUCAUUCACAGCUUCCAGCUCCUCCUCUUACAUACCAGCACCAAUGCCAUGCUCCACCUCCACAAAACCUUGGAAACACCCACAACCACCCACUUCACCAGUCCGGGAAUGCACCGCAUGCUCAGGCCCACCAAUCACCCCCGACUCACCUGCACCAGGGGUCACCACCUGCACUGCCCCUGUCUGUUCCGGCGCAGGUAUCACCGGUAGCACAACAGAUCCAGUCCUCACAGCCGCCAAACUCGCAGCAUGCAGUUCAACCAGGUGGGGGCUGCAGCGGUGGCGGAGGAGGAGGCAGUGGCAGCCGUCGCAGGAGAACAGCAGAGCAGGACCCUGAUGAACGACGGCAGAAGUUUCUGGAACGUAACCGGGCCGCAGCAACCCGCUGUCGGCAGAAGAGGAAACUAUGGGUGUCAUCGCUGGAGAAGAAAGCCGAAGAGUUGACGCACACCAACCUGCAGCUCCAGAACGAGGUGACAUCUUUGAGGUCGGAGGUGGGUCAGUUGAAGCAGAUUCUGCUGACCCACAAGGACUGUCCCGUGACUGCCCGGCAGAGAGAGUCACAGGGGUACCCCACUGCAGGAGGAAGUCCUGGCCCUCAUCUGCAGGCCGUCCAACACCACAGCAUCUCCACGUCCUCGACUGCAGGAGGCGACACGAGGCACGAUGCCUAGUGUGGACCUUUAUCUUGUAGAGGAGGGACUGAGUGGCAUAAUAGACUGAAAUAGUGUCCUCACAGAACUGCUUUAAGGCACAGAUCUGUGUCUCUUUUAUAUUGUGCACAGACUAAAGAUGAAACUGGACGGCUGAAAUUAUAAAUUCAAGUGUGUGCCCAAUUUUAUCAUCUGUUCUUCCUUGAGUUGGGAAAGAAACAGUCACAUAUGGAGAAAUACCCCGAGGUUUAUUUUCAUAUGUACAAAAAAAACUAGAUCUAAAAAGCUUUUUUCUUUCUUUCUUGAAAAUUUCACUGGAAUCUUAGUGUCUAGAUAAUUUGCCUUGCCUCUGUUGAUAGCAACAUUAUUUGUCCAAACCAACUUUUCAGUAGCACCCCAGGUCGGGGUCGACAGCUCUAGUAUCCCAUAAAGGACAAGACAGCACAGGUUUUCCAUACAGCCAGUCGCCUCAGCGAGUGGUUCCACUGAUGACUUCCUCUCGAUUCUCAACUUAAAGUCUUGAUCAUCUGGGAAAUCACCUGCCAUGGUGACCAAAACAAACAAACAAACAAAAAAUAUCUGUAACCUUCUCGGAGUGAAUGCUAUGGCCUGCUGCCAUCAAUAAGGAUGACACAGGGAUCAAAAUUCAAAAAUCAUGUUGAAAUGUACACAUGAUUCAAAUUACAGGGCGUACUGGGGGGUUUGACCCCCCCAAAUUAAGACUUCUUACCUGUAAUUGUGAAUAUUACGAUGUAUUUCCCAUAUUCAUGCCUGGAAGAAUAUUUUAAUACAAUUUCAGACACCCGUAAGGUGGAUCAUAUAAUUUCUUAACAAUGGUUAAACAUGUUGUCUGUCGGUCUCACUCCUACUAUUGCAAUGGCUCAUUUAAAUCUUUGGUCCAGUGCGCGGUGAAAGACAAAGGAUACUGUUGUAGAUUAAUGAAAGUAGCUAACUAGCUUGUUCAAUACACUUUAUAUUACUUUCGGAGGUUCUAAGAUUGUGUCAAGUGUCUACGGAUAAAAGCUAACAUUAGCUACUUUCUAAUGUUUCCUCUCAAGUUACAGUUUAGCUGACUAGCAUUAGCUAGCUAAAGCUUACAUUUAUCCCACCCAGCAUUAGUUAACUAUUAAGGACCCAUUGAUGCAUAAUUUGCACUCUGUACCACAAUAUUUGUCUAGAAAUAUGAAUUCUGAAAAGGUAUAAUGUUUACAAAGAGAAAAUGGUGACAAAGGCUAAUUUCAGGUUGGUAAAAAGCGAUGUGAAUUAUUGGUUAAUAGGAUUUAUAAAAUCAAAUAGUUUUGAUUGUUUUGAAUGCAUGGCCACCAAAGCAAACAGAACACAAAGUCAACAUCUACUGUAUAGAGUAUUUUGCCACAUGAUGUGAUAACACGUGGUGCAAACUAUUCCUUUUAUAAAUCCUGUUGCAUUAUUCAAUAAGUUGCAGAAUUUUAUAGCAAAAUUGGAGCAACUUUCUUUUUUGACGACUCUGGUAAGUGAACUUGACUUUUGUCAUCAUUUUUGCUCUUUUUCUCCAUAAAUUAAUAAAUCCAUAUGACCAGACAAAUAAUUUGGUAUGCUUUUUUAAAACAUGCUUGGAGCUUUUUAAAAUUUUGAUUGCUACAUAAUCUUUAAUUGACCCCUAUGUAGGUUCAACUGGCACACUGGGAAGAUUACCACAAUUUUUUGUGUUGGGCUUUGGUAUACUGUGACUGGAUUGUGUCAUUUUGUCACCUUAGGUGAUACGGAUUCAGUCAAAAUUAUCUGUGAGCCCAUGGACUGCAUUGCCUACUGCACACCAACUAUGCAGUCAUAUUGUCAAAGCACAUGAAUAUCAUAACUUUUUGCUUUUAUACCUUGCACUAAUUUUUAAAAAAAUGUAGAUAUGGAGCAGCUGCACCUGAAAACUCAUCUUAUUGCAAUAGAGGUGCACUGUUAUUUAAACAGCGCUGUAUUUUCUAUUGGAAAAUCUGAAAAAGAAAGAAAAAUUUUAAAAGAUUUCAAAUUUCACCGUGUUUUAAGUCAAACACACCUCAAUUAU